Megalops cyprinoides (Indo-Pacific tarpon) is the source of this 1501-nucleotide messenger RNA. RefSeq lists its product as uncharacterized. The record is from RefSeq and is a predicted model, not a curated record. The coding region runs from base 719 to 1501 and encodes 260 amino acids. The transcript has 7 exons. Lineage: Eukaryota; Metazoa; Chordata; Actinopteri; Elopiformes; Megalopidae. Gene Ontology annotation, cellular component: adherens junction. Gene Ontology annotation, biological process: homophilic cell-cell adhesion; heterophilic cell-cell adhesion.
GAGUGCGUGACGAACGAUGGCAGUCCUAAUCAGACCAGUGAUUACAGAGACCACAUUAAUACAUAGAAAGCGUUAGCCACGGAUUAAUUUAUUACCUACAUGAGAAUGCUGUAAACGUGGUAUCACAGUACAUUAAAUGCCGAAGUAAGGUAUGCAGUUGUUAGCCAUAUGGCAGAAACAGCGUUCAGUUUGGCUUUUGGAGCAGUUUCGCUUCUGGGGCAAUGAUAUAGAUUUUAAGGUGAAAUAACAGUAGCAUAAACGGAAGAAUUAGACACGUGCAUCAUUAAACAAAUUCUAUUUUAGAGCAUUUCCACAUCACUUGCAAAAUGUCUGCAGUAAGAACAUUUUUUGAUGAGGUUCCGCUUUUUUCUUCCUCUUUAAGUCAGACAUCUUGUCGUUUAACAUCUUACAGUUGAUGUAAUUAUAGAAAACAAGACCAAACAUUUCAGUAGGGUCUAAAAUCAAAGGUACUAAUAAAUUAAUGAUCCAGUGCGUCGUUUUACAGCUGGAAUCUAACCUCCGUCUUAAGCGGAUAGCUGAAACCACAUGCGGACAUUUUUUGAAACGCUUCUCUUUCAACGGUGUCAUCUCCUUAAAAAGUACCUCUCAUGGAGUUGAGUAGAUGUGACCUUCUGUUUGUGUUUAACUGCUGCGUGUCACUUUUCACAGUAAACAAAGGAUUUGUGGAGACCGUGGAACAGACGGAGACACAGGCCUAAUGCAGGAUUUGAAGGUCCCCUCCUUGUUAGGGAAGAGUCAGCGAGUCAGUGUUGAUCCAGAGGUUACUGCCUACGUUGGGGGUGAUGUCACACUGCACUGUCAGUUUGUUCAGGGAAAAAAUGAAACCAAGCUCAUACAGGGUGAAUGGACGAGGGAGCCUUUGGUGCAACCAUCAGAGAAACCACUGGUGGAAAAGAUUGUGGUCUUUAAGGAGGGUGAGGAGACAAAUUACCCUGAAUCACCCUUGAAAGGAAGAGUCAGUUUAAUAAGCACCUCUGUGCAUGAUGCCUCCAUCAAGAUCGACAAUGUUAAUAAAACAGAUGAGGGGAGGUAUACCUGUACAUACAGCACCUACCCUUCCGGCUCCAUGGAGGGCACCACCACACUCAUCACACAGGUGUCAAAUCCUAGGUCACCACUUGUCCCUGUGGUUGUGUUGGCCAUUCUGCUGGUUAUAAUCCUCAUUGGAGCAGCAGCAUACUUCAUCGUGAGGAAGAGGAGGAGUAGGCCCAAGAUCAAUGCUGUGGUACAUCGCAGAAACACCAACCAGCCACCCAGGACCGCUGAGACAGAGGGCGAGGACAUAACCUACGCGGAUAUUCGUCACGUUACCCCCGCCAGCAGGGGCGCUGCUUUCCCCAAUACCGGCUCAGAAUACACUGAGGUCAGGCACGGCAGCCAGUCAGGCUCAAGGCUGCAGCAUGCAGACCCAGUUCUGUACUCUCAGAAUGUAAGGGUGGAGGGCGGAGACACCACCUAUGCACAGGUUAAAAGGAAGUAA